GUCAACUUCAGUGUCAGUUGCUAUGGCAACCAUCUUGUUUAUUAUUCUCACGAGAACUGAAUGAAUAUACACGCGCAAACAAUGGCUGAUGAUUUAUUAAUAAAAGAAAAAGAAUUUCGCCGGAUAAAUAAAGAGCUUGAAUCAAAAACUCAUAAACUUUUGGAAGAAAUAGAUACAGUGAUUAAUAAUAAUCAUAAAAAUAAUUUUGAAACAGAAAUUGUCAAAUUUCGGACGCAGUCGGCUUUUAAUUUUUUUAAUUCGGAGUACAAGUCAGCUGAGAAUCAAGAAAUUAAAAAUGACAGAAGAGAUGAUUUUGAUUAUGAAGAAGAGAUUUUUUCAUUAAAAAGUGAAAAUAAAAAAAAUCAAGAUGUUAUUAUUAAAUUUUUAAAAGCCAAAAUUAAAUUGCUGACAGGUGAAGUUGAUAUUCUUAAGGAUGAUUUAAAAAAAAAGUGUGAUUUAAUCCGAGAUUUAGAGAAUAAUAAUAAGAAGAUAAGUGAGUGUAAAGAAAAGUUAGUGACACAAAUAAAUAAUUUAAAAGAUAAUAUUGGCAAGUUGGAAAAUAAUAUUAGUACUCAACAAAAUGACAUACAGGCGCAUUUAAAUGAAAAUAAUUCAUUGAAAAAAGAAAUUCAAAAACUUAACAAAGAAAUCAAAAGUACGACGCAGCAGAUAAAUAUUUUAGAUUUAAGACUGAACCGUUCGUUGGAAGACAAUGAAAAAUUGAAGAACAGUCUCAAGUCGAGUAAAAACGAAGAAAGAAAUAAUGUAAAUAAAAUACGGAAGCUUGAAGAUCAUAUUAAAGUGAUAACAAAAAAUAAUGAAAGGUUGAGACAAGAAUUGGUGCAAGCUUUCAGGAAACAAAGUUUGCUAGUGGAUAAUUUGAAGAAACAAAAAGCUUAUUUAGAGACAACAAGACAAGUUGAACUCACGCGUGAUGAUUUCUUAAAGAUAAUUAAGGCGUACGUGUAAUAAAAAUUAAGUUA
Molecule: messenger RNA, 983 nt
Organism: Cotesia glomerata
Lineage: Eukaryota; Metazoa; Arthropoda; Insecta; Hymenoptera; Braconidae
Product: polyamine-modulated factor 1-binding protein 1-like
Exons: 3
Coding region: 61-969 (302 amino acids)
Source: RefSeq, a predicted model, not a curated record